Messenger RNA from Tachysurus vachellii, 1960 nucleotides. RefSeq names its product protein phosphatase 1, regulatory (inhibitor) subunit 7 (gene ppp1r7). The transcript has 10 exons. Gene Ontology annotation, molecular function: protein binding. The coding region runs from base 15 to 1115 and encodes 366 amino acids. Lineage: Eukaryota; Metazoa; Chordata; Actinopteri; Siluriformes; Bagridae. The record is from RefSeq and is a predicted model, not a curated record.
ACGUGUUGCUACAGAUGAGAACUGAUUGGUCGCUAGAGCUGUCAGUCACUGAGCAGUGGGCGGGUCACGAGGGAAAAAUGGCUACCCUGUCUGUUAGCGAGCCUCAGGAGAUGGGAGUUGACAGGAGGGGCGAGUCGGAGGAGUCCGGAGAUGACGAGACCAAGAGGAGGAGCGUCAACGGAGAUGUCGAAGAUCUGCAGCGAGCUUCCACAGCUCCAGAGGAGUUGCCUGUGGACAUGGACACCAUCACCCUCGACCCUAAUGAGGAGGAUGUGGAUCUGGUCCACUGUCGGAUCGGGAAGAUCGAGGGACUCGAGGUCCUGCAGAAAGCCAAGACUCUUUCUCUCAGACAAAACCUGAUUAAAAAGAUUGAGAACCUGGAGAGCCUGGUGUCACUGAGGGAACUGGACCUGUACGACAACCAGAUCCGCAAACUGGAGAACAUGGAGGCUUUAACUGAGCUCGAGCAGCUAGAUGUGUCGUUCAACCUACUGAGGAAGGUUGAAGGUUUAGAGCAUCUGACAAAGAUGAAGAAACUCUUCCUGCUGCACAACAAGAUCACAAACAUCACCAACCUCGAACAUCUCACUGGCCUUCACAUGCUGGAGCUUGGGUCCAAUCGCAUCAGGAUCAUCGAGAAUCUGGACACACUCACGUCUCUGGACAGUUUGUUCCUCGGCACGAAUAAGAUCACUCAGCUGCAGAACCUGGACGGGCUCCACAACCUGACGGUCCUCAGCAUCCAGAGCAAUCGCAUCACCAAACUAGAGGGACUGCAGAACCUGGCGAACCUAAAGGAGCUCUACCUGAGUCACAACGGCAUCGAGGUUAUCGAAGGUCUCGAGAGCAAUAAAAAGCUGACAACGCUGGACAUCGCAGCCAACAGGAUAAAAAAGAUUGAAAACAUCAGACACCUCACAGAGCUGAAGGAAUUCUGGAUGAACGAUAAUCAGAUAGAGAACUGGAGCGACUUGGACGAGCUGAAGAACGCUAAAGGUUUAGAGACGGUGUAUUUGGAACGCAACCCAUUGCAGAAAGACCCUCAGUACAGACGCAAGAUUAUGUUGGCACUGCCCAGCGUCCGGCAGAUCGACGCCACCUUCAUCCGCUUCUGACCUACACACACACACACACACACACACACACACACACACACACACACACACACACUUACUCUGCUUCAUUCCUGCUCCAAAUCUCAGCUUUUCCUAACCAUUAGCCAGAUCACACACACAUAAACACACACACAAAAUGCUCCUCAAUGUUCAUACGCAAACACCCUUUACUAACACACACACACACACACACACACAUACACACACACACGAGGUGUUUCUCCUCCCUACAUUUCCAAAGUAUCUUCCAUUUUGGUUAGAUAGAUUUGGAUCAUGUGCAAGAGUACCCUUUACACACACACACACACACACACACACAACACGCACACACACACCUAUGUUUGAGAUGUUAGAAGGACAGGAAGUUGGUAAUCAGUGUUGUCAUCAUGCAAUGUUUUAGAUUUUAGUAUCCAGAAAGUCUGCAGCUAUUAUUAUUAUUAUUAUUAUUAUUAUUAUUAUUAGCCAGCUUGGUGAAAGCUUUUGACACAUUCGAAUUAAACGUAAUCUGAAACUUCAACGUAGUUUGACACAAUUUUAUUCUCUCAAAGUAAUAAAAAUAAUAAACACAAUUAAUAAUAAUAAUAAUAAUAAUAAUUUGCCUUUCUGAACUAUAGAACAUGGUCUUAUUAUUUUCAGGAACAUUUUCCCGCGCUCAGAUGAUCUCUGACCAUAUUUUAUGAUUUAAACGUUUAAACUGUUGAAGCUGCGUGCAUGUGAUAAACCGAGCGAGUGUUUUGUGUUUUAUUGUGCGUUCGGUCCUGCGUUAGACACUAUAGCUGCAGAGUUACAUAUUACCGCUUUAAAAAAAAAGAACAAAUAAACUACAGCCUUCGCACUGGACUGAA